AAAGUAGAGUACUAGUCACGUGAUCGUUCGGCGCCAUCUUGGUGUAGUGCUUUUACACUACGUAGCUGAUUAUCCACCGGAAGGGAAAAAGAAACAUCAAGGAUCAACAUAUUUGUCAAUUAAUUGUGGAUUAAACGUUCCUUUAAACUGAUAUUUUAGGAAGGAUAUGGUAGUAGUUAUUGUAAGAGGUCAACAUGGGUGAUCAACUGAAAGAAAAAGUGGUACACCCUUUUAUUGAUUUUCAACCUGAUGACUGUUGGCAGGUUAAAGAUGAUGAAAGUAAUAUUUCUCAUGAAAAUACUAUAGACUUGGGAAAUUCUAAAAACAGCAACAUAAGCUUUACUAAACAAAAUACUACUGAUAAUUUGCCCUGUUCGUCAAUUAUUAAUGGGGUACUUCUUGAUGAAUCUGAUUCUAGUAGUAGUAAACUUAAUAAGAGCAACUAUCUUCCAGGUGUGGGUGAAUUAAAGCAGAAUAACGAAGACAAUUUAGAAUGUCGGGAGACUGGCCAAUCAAACAACUGUAGCACUUCACAAAAUACUAUGGAAGAUUUAAGAGUAGAGAGUGAACAGUUUUUGCAGAAACUGUCAGUUGUAGCCGAUGAAUUAAAGGAAUCUUCCUCUAAUUAUGAUGUUAAAAACUUGGCACCAAAUAAACAAUUGCAUGAUGAGGGGAAAAGUAUUUGUGUUGUAUCUGGAAGUGUAAAAAAUGACUUUGACAAUAAAACUGAAAAUGGUAAAUGUUGCAAAACUACAGAAAGCACAUCAAAAUCUAUCAAUUCUCAGAAACUUGGACAUAGCCAAGUUACUGAAGGUACUUACUGUAGUAGCAAUAAUUUAAAAAAUAGUAAUUUAUCAGAAAGUGAACCUUUGUUAAAGGCCAAAAAUGAUGAGUGCUUAACAAAAAAUUAUAAAAAUGAGUCACAACAAAGUCAAAAUGAAAAUAACAUUGAAAAGGAGCAGAGCUUUGCACAUGAAAUCACAGGCUGUGAUGCUAAUAUAAAAGUUGCUUCACUCCAAGAAGAUAAUCUCAAUAAUAAAGAAACUGGGAAGGUAGAAAAAAGUAUUGAUGAUUCAAGUGACUUAUUGACUAAAGAAAAUAACAGUGUUAAACAAAAAGUAAUGGUUACUGAGUGUGAGGAGAUCAAAGGCAAUGAAGAAGAAAAAAGGGAUGAUCACAAAGAUGACAAUAGAAAGAAUCUAGCAAGCAAAGACAAUGAAUCUUUAAAUAAAGAUUCAAGUAUCAUUGAAGAAGAUAAAUUGAAAACCAAUGUCAGUACUUGUACGAACCUUCAAAAUCACAGUGAUCAAAAUGGAACAACUGUAGAAAAAGAUCUUGAUAAACAAUCUGUAGAAAAGCACUUUAUUAAUGAGAAUAAAGAAGGCAAGAUUGAGAAAUUAAUCAAACCACCAAAAGGUUUAGUAGUAAAGCCUGUAGAAGUAAAAGAUAAAAUUUCACAAAAAUCUAGUCAUCAACAUAAAACUCAGUUACCACAAUAUACAAAUGCAAAAGCUGCUGGUAAAGUCCAAGAUAGGCCAAGUGAUAAACUUGAAGUUAGUAAUCGUCUUUCCACGAAGGGUCGAGUUAAUAAGAAAACCUUUGAUGGAACUAGUGCUCGUGAUAAACAAACAAAGAAAACAGGAAAAUGCAAUGACUCUUUAACAAAUAUACCUGACAUACUGAAAUCUGGGCUUCUGAAACACCUUACCAUUUCUGUUAUUCCAUCAAGUAAAAAUGAAGAAUCCCAAAAGUCAUUAAUGCAAAAGUCUAUCCCAGAAAAGCCUCGGGAUAAGCCAAGGGAAAAGCCAAAAGAAAAACCUCCAGAGCUUCACCAAGAAAAGUAUAAAGAGCAGCCUCUGCCUCCUCUGCUAGAAAGUAUAUGUGGUAGUGUAGUUACAGAUGAAAUGGUAGAGAAGAUUCUCAAAGAAGCAGAAUUUCCUGAAAUAUUUAAAGACAAAGUAAACAUUGGGAAAUUUAUUCCUGUAAAAUUACCUGAUAGCUACAACUUCAGACUGUGUGAAGAUGAAGCAUUAUUAGAAUGUCCAUCAAUGGUGACGCCUUUGCUGCUAAAAAAGAAAGAUAAGUUUCCAACUAAAGUUACACUUCACAGUGAAAGUAACUUUAGUGAAGUAGGAAAAAAUAGGGAUGGGUUGUCUGAAUCUAUUGACAACAGUACUUCUAAAGUUAAAUCUGAGAAAAAUGUGAAUGGACUAGAGAAGGAAUCUGCAGAAAAUAAUGACAAACUAGAAAACAUGGAAAAAAUAAAAGAAAAUACAAAAGACACGCAACAGGAAUCUAUAAAGACAGUAGUUAGUGGUGAAAAAUCAGAAUUAAAACCUAAAGAGUUGGAAGAAGCCUCAAAAGGUAAAGAACCUGAACAAAGCACAGAUAAUAAUGAUACUUCUAAAAUUAAAAAUGUGGGAGAAGAAACUGAGGAUAUAUCUACAAUAUCUAAAGAGAAAACAGAAGGUCAUACUGAAAAAUUGAAACAUGCAAAUGAUACGUCUGAAACAAGUAGUAAAGAGGAAGUACAUUACAAAACUAAUACUUCUUCAUUUGACAAAGAAAACACAGUAGGUAAAACUGAGAAAUUGUUAGAGGAUACAAAAGGAACACAAAAAUCUUUUAAGUUGUCAUCUGAUGAAGAAAAAGGAAGUGAUAAAACUGAGAAAAGUAAAAAAGAUACAAAUGAAACAAGAGAAUCAUCUUCAGAAAACAAUAAAAAAGUGCAAGAAGAAAGUAAAGAACUCUUCACUAGUAGUGCUGUUGGUUUUCUCACUGCCAUAGGUUUAAGUCGAGUUCAAGAGUGGCAUAAAAAAGAUUUAUUGAGGUCUAAAGAACGGCAAAUACGCAGAGAAGGAAAAACAAAACAAUUAGAAAAUGAAUCUCUGAUCAUGAAAAUGGCCUAUUUACAGGCUAAAAAGGCCAAUGAACCAUUUGUUUUUGGAAAUCAUAAGUGUGACAAAUGUGAGUUUAAAUCAGAAUCUUCCAUUGUGAUGGAUGGUCACUCUGCAGUACCCUUUGUGACACCACGUAGGGAAUUUGGGUGUCAUCUCUGUGACUUUUGCACAAGAGACCCAAAAGCAAUUCUUUUUCACAUGGAAGCUGAACAUAAAAAGUUGGGUCAGCUCCCAGCUCCUUCUCAUUUUCAUGAGUGCCCCUUUUGUCCAUUUGAUACAAAUCAGAAACAGAAGUUAAACAGUCAUAUGAAUAGAUGUCAGAAGUUUUUUGUUUUGGGUAGAAAUCAGGCCACAGAACUUGAAAUUUCAGCACAAACAGCAAAGCCUAUAACUCUGAUGGAUAUUAAGACAUACUUGUAUGAACGACAACUUGUAGAGAUGGCUUCAGCAACAAUGAGACGACCAGGUUGUCCAUCAGGUUCUAGAGGGGGUCACAGAAAGCAGUCUCCAAGACAGCAGGGUAAUGUUCCCAGAUCUCUUGCUCCUGUUGGAGUGUUACCAUACAAUCGACCAAUGUACCAACACCUAGCAGAUAAUGCAGUUCUACAGUCCAAAUCACAAAUUAGGGCUUUCAACAGAACCUCUGCUGGUUCUAGUAAUAACAAGACUACCAAUACACGUGUAACUUCAUCAUCUAGACAGGUUCCACUGACUGUUCCCACCAGUCAGAUUUAUAAAGUGGUUGAGGGUGGCAAGGUUCUUCCAAUGAUCACCACCACUAACUCAGCCAUUAGUUGCAAACCAGUCACCCAAGUAUCUAAUGCGCAUGAUUCAGGUCCUCAGCCAGUUGCCCUCUUUACAAAUGUAGCAGCAGGGGGUACUCAUAUGCCUACUAACAACACCAAAAGCCUGUUGAAGGCAGGUAUGCCACCACCACCUCGACUGCAAGGACCCUUUCUCCCCAGUACUGGAAAUUCAGCACCAGGAGAAACAAUACUACCCAGUAACAGUUUUGUGAUCUGUGAAAUUUGUGACGGUUAUAUCAAAGAUCAAGAACAAUUACGAAAUCACAUGCAGUUGAUUCACAAAGUGAAAAUCCAUCCAAAAAUGCUUCAGAACAGACCUCCUCUUAACUGCCAAAAGUGUCAGUGGCGGUUCUUUACAGACCAGGGGCUUGAGCGACAUUUGCUAGGGUCCCAUGGACUGGUGACUUCUAACAUGCAAGAGUUAGCACAGAAGAACCAGGACGCAGGUCGAUGUACUAUCUGUGGACUGGUGUAUGCGUGUAAAUUAGUUGCUCAUAUGAAUCAGGUUCACAAGAUAACACUAAAACCUGCACAUCUGUCAUACAAGUGCACAGUUUGUACAGCAACGUUUAAUUUGUACAAACUCUUUGAAAAUCAUGUUUAUGUAGUUCACAGUGGAUCUGUCAAAAGACACGCUGAUGAUAUAUCCAGUAACCAGCCUACUAAGAAGCAUGCUGGAGACAAGAACACCAAGAUGGGAACUCCAAAGAUUACUCCAAGAUCUAGGUCUAGGAAGCCAGCGAUGCCAGUCAAGAUGGGAGCAGAGUGUGGAAAAACAAGGGACGAUACAUCAGUUUCAACCCAAGGAAAUACCCCGAAAGAAGAUGGCCAUGCCAAGCAGAAGUGUGGAAUAGAGACACUGGGCUGUCGAAGGAGUCCCCGAAGAAGGAACAUACCUGUGGAGUGACGGAGGGAGGAGCUGAAAAUGCUGACUGUUUAUUGUGAUAGGAGUGAAUGUAGAUGACAGACACUGUUAAUGACCUUCAGACUGGUGAGCAGAUUAGGACAUUUUAAUAUUUCAUCCAGGAUAUGUUAAUAAAACUUAAAAAAAAAAAGGAAAUCUGGUUUGAGCAAUGUCAGGAAUUACUUGAUAUUUUUCUUGUCAAAAGCCAUGUUUCUAAAGUUUGUCCACUGGUGUUUGGAUGACCAAACUCAUUUACAUGUACAGGUUUCAUAAUUACAAAUAUUUUCUUGAACUAGAUUGUUUUUCUAUUUUAGGACAUCAUUGUAUUCAUCAUUAGUCAGUGUAUGUAGAAAAUUUUCCUAUUGUUUUUGUGGUGUGUGCCUUCGGGAGGGUUAUUAAAAGAAACUGAUGAUUUUAGCAUGUUCUAAGGUAACAAUAAAUAUCUAAAACCUGUUGUGUAAUUUAUAAUAAAACUAUUUCCACGUGUAAGUCUAAUGGGUUCUUCCUAUCUAUUUAUACUUUCAGAUAUAUAUAUAUAGUACCUUUCUAAUACACAUUUUUUACAGCAUAUAAUUAUUUAAGAGGGCUUCUAUAUGGACAGUUUGUAAGAUGGAGGAAAUUUCUUUAAAAUGUUUUAUCAUGAUUUUUAAUUGCAUCACCUCUUUCUUUUUGUUGUGUGUGUGUGUGUGUAUAUAUAUAUAUAUCAUUAAAGUAAUCUAUAUUAUAAUAAUAACAAACCAAACAAUUUUUCCAUAUAGAAGCUCAAACGAACCACUAUAUGUAGAACAGAUUCAGAUUAUUACCUUCAUUGGUUGAUAAACAACAAUAUGAUGUUUGUUAGGAUCCAAUAUAUAUUGUAAACCCGGAUUAAGGAAUCGUAUCAGAAGGGACCAGAAUAAUGCAUGUUAGUUCUUUUAAGAAACUUCCUCCAGAUGAAAUUGAUAUUUGAAAAUCACAACUAGUUUAGUAUGCAUUUUCCAUUUAUAAACAAAGAUAGUUCCUUAAACAAGUUUUGCCAUUUUUCUCCAUAAUGUCUUUGCAGAAAUCAUAAAUACUAUAUGUUUGUGUCUAGUAUACAACACACAUACAUACAUACAUACACACGUACAAGAUAUGAACAUUUAUAUCUUUACAAAUUUGAAUCAGUGAAUGAAUUAAAAACUGUUUUACGUUACAAAACAUAAAAAGAUGGAACUUUGUUAUGAUGAUAUGUUGUGAUUAUUUUAAAGUCAUGAAUUGCAGAUUUGUGGAAAUCACUUUUUUGACUGUUUAAUUGUUUCAGGUUUAUAAGGUAUAACAAUCCCAGUUUCACCAUCAUAUACUGCAAACUUACAAAUACGAUGAAAAUAAAAAGGCUUAUGAAAUAUAUGUGCUUUGUCAGGUAGAUUAAAUAUUAAUAGUAUAUUUGGCAACCAUAUUAACACCUUCGUCAUUAAACUUUUUAUUAGAAGGGAAAAAAAUUGUCUGUGGAUAUACAAGGAAAGCAUUUUCUGAAGAUAUAUGUGGUAUUGUUUAAGUUAAUAUUUGAGCAGUAACCACAACCUAACUUUUUUGGAUGAAAACACACCAAAUCUUACUUGGAUUUGAGAUGGAUUUAUUUUUCGUUUUCUUGUUUAACACUUCAUACAAAAUAGCUAGUUACCUUGACAUUUUAAUAUGUUGAAUGAGUUGAGUGCAUAUAGCACAGUUUAUUUCCUGUGCAAGCUGUAUUAAAUAGAAGAUGACUUAUAAGUACAAAAACAAUUUCUGUCACUGUUCUUGUAGAAAUGCCCCUGUAUUCACAUUUUAAAGAACACAAUACUAUAAUAGUCUCCUGGAAUAGGUUUCAUUCAGAUUUGUAUUGAAUUAAUAAAUAGUUCAGUAUUUAUUUCAAAAGAUAAAAGGUUUAAUCUGAGCAAGGUUAACAUUUUUUAAACUUGUUUAGGAAUUAUGUAGAAUCUAUGUAUAUUUUGUUUAUAAACAUAAAUCUUUUUUUUUUUCAGGUAAAGCACUAUUUAUUUUAUCUAUUCUUGUCUUGAUUCAACUUGUUUUUCACUGAAGUAGUAGCCAUAUACUCAGUAGCCCAAAAAGUACUAUGGCAAAUAAUUUUAUUAGAAUUAGUUGAGUUAGAAGCCCUAAUUAAGUAAACUUCUUUAAUUACAUCAUCUAACUUCUUUAUAAACUAUUCUUAGCCAACAGAAGCAAGUAAUGUAUAAUUUGUACUUGCAGUCAAAUGAAAAUCAGAAACUUUGUGAAUAUUCCUAAAUUUCUUAAGUGUGUUUGAGAGGUAGCAAGGAAGAACUUGUGUGGUUGAUUAGGAAGAAAGAAGAAUAGUAUUGUUUGUGUGCAUGUGGAGAAUAUAUCGUAUCAGAGCAUUUGUAAUCUAAAACAGUAUACAUGGGAUAUACAUAACUUAAAAACAGUAUACAUGGGAUAUACAUAACUUAAAAACGGUAUACAUGGGAUAUACAUAACUUAAAACGUAAAGUGGUUAAAGGUGUGUGUAAAUUAAUCUAAAACAGUAUACGUGGGAUAUACAUAA
Limulus polyphemus (Atlantic horseshoe crab) is the source of this 7131-nucleotide messenger RNA. RefSeq lists its product as uncharacterized. The coding region runs from base 195 to 4613 and encodes 1472 amino acids. Gene Ontology annotation, biological process: regulation of gene expression. The record is from RefSeq and is a predicted model, not a curated record. Gene Ontology annotation, cellular component: nucleus. Lineage: Eukaryota; Metazoa; Arthropoda; Merostomata; Xiphosura; Limulidae. The transcript is spliced from 3 exons.